CGUAGUGAAGCGUAUUAUAAGAAACCGGCAAUUAAUUUAGAUACUUUAAUCCAUUUUUAAUGAGUCAAAUCUUUUCUAUGUAAAACUAUAAAGUUCAAGUUUGUUUACGAACAACUAAUUUGUAAAACAUGAGUAAAAACAAUGGUCAAAAUGCCAGUACAAAAUAUAACACGAAGGGUGAUAAAAAGAUUAAAUCCGAGAAAAGGGAUAGCCUUAACAGUUCACAGGGCUCCAAUUUAGAUUCAGAAGAUCAAGAGGUGGAAACAUUUAAUUCGGGGAAGCGAAAGCACGAGAUUCUUCCUCUGUUGGUAUCAAAUUUCCCAGAAAAUUAUGGUUUGGUGAAGAUGACAGAUUUCCUGGUGAAAGGGUGCGGGCCAUGUGAAGUGAGUUUAGCGGAGACCGGAGACAAGAAGGUAGUCGAGGCCAUUUUUGGAAGCACAGCACUCAGAGAGAAAGCUAAGAAAAUCCUAGCUUCGCAGUCUAUUGACAGGGUCCAGAUUAGAGUGGAAUCACCGACACUAGACGAUGAUGAGUCAGACCUGGAAGAAAAUGAUGAACCACAGGUAAAAAGGAAAAAGGAGGGAGACGAGAAGCCAUGGGGUCUUGACAUGGAUGUGUGGCGUUCUGACCCGAAAGGCUAUUAUGGGGUCAGACCCCAAUACUUAGAGUCCUUGGGUAUAGAGACACUUCAAAACUGGGUUUUGGUGAAAAAUUUCCGGUGCUCUAAAGAAGACCUAAGGGAGGUAUUGACCCUGGCGGGCGAAGUAGUAUUGUGCGUGGUCACUUUCGCUAGCCCCAACUCGUACGCUCGCGUCAUGUACAGGCAUCCGCUCGAAGCUUUACAGGCUGUCUCCAUGCUAAACGGUCAAAAAUUCCAAGGCCUCCCUCUAAUAGUUCGAAUAAUCAAAACAAGUUGCAAUGGCGUCCUACCAAAUGGCCUCAACAGUAUCGGACCAGGCCUGGCUAAGAACGGAACACCUCUGAGAGACAUCAGCAGACAUUACGAAAGAUUCGUCAAAGGACAAGAAUCUGAAUUAAAUAGUAGCUUGUUCAGAACUCCAGAAGAACAAUGUUACAACGAACAAGCCACUUAUUCAAAGGCUGAAGCUGAUAAAAAAAGAGCUAAAGAAGCUUUAGAAACGCUCGUUUCUCUAGUCACACAAGGAAUGAAAGUAGACGAUCUGAUGACAGUCCUGAAAUCAAUCAAAGGAAAUCAAGACGUUAACAAUAUAAUUGAGAAUCUUAAAGAAAUUGAAACGAAACCGUCAACGCCUGAUUCCCAAACCAGUAAAAAGGACGCUAAAGAUUCUGUAGAAAAUAAAAUUAAGCCCAGUCCUGUAAAGUCUAAUGAUAAUUCAAAAUCAACUCCGGAUGCUAAAUAUAAGAAGCCGGCAGAAAACGCGAAGAAAUCCCAGCAGAUAUCUACGAUAACGAAUCGUUCUACAAACGCUGCGGCACCCGCUCCUAAAACUACCCCUGUGAGUCCUUGGGCUAAACCUGCACAGCAACCUUUAAACCAGGGGCCAAAUUCUUUUAAAGCUGCGCAGAAUAAGCCGGGGUCUCGUGGCCCUCCGGUUCGUCCAGCGCCGUUUAAUGCGGGAAUGCCGGGCCCUAGGGGUCCAAUGUCUGGCCCCAUGUCCGGCCCAAUGUCUGGCCCAAUGUCUGGCCCGAUGCCUGGUUCUAUGGCUGGUCCGAUGGGUCAAAUGUCAGGCCCUAUGUCUGGCCCGAUGGGCCCAAUGUCAGGCCCAAUGCCAGGGCCCAUGUCUGGGCCUAUGUCCGGGCCUAUGUCCGGCCCUAUGUCUGGGCCUAUGUCCGGCCCUAUGUCUGGGCCUAUGCCCGGCCCUAUGUCUGGGCCUAUGUCCGGCCCUAUGUCUGGGCCUAUGUCCGGCCCAAUGUCUGGACCUAUGUCAAGCCCCAUGGCUGGUCCAAUGUCUGGUCCUAUGUCUGGCCCUAUGCCUGGGCCAAUGGCUGGUUCGAUGAUGGGCCCUAAUUUCCCCAUGCAAGGCCCUAACCAGCCUCAAUUCGGACAUAAUGGGCCGAUGGAUUCUAAUUCUAAUGGACCAAAGGGAUCAGAAGCGAAAUUGCAGUUUAGCAACUUGCCUCCGUCAACCACAUUCGCGUUGCUCAGCGAGAAGUUGUCGCAAGUUGGUCAGCUGCUGUCCAUACAAUUCACGACGCCUGGCUGCGUAGUCGCCAUGUUUGCUCACAGGGAGCAGGCGGAGAGGUGUCGACAGCAAUUCGACCAAUCGCGACUGGAAGGAAACCUCAUUGACGUCAGAUUCAUCUAAAACUAUGGAGAAGUUUAUGAUUUAACAACCAAGGGGGAAGCUGAGUUCAGAUUUGAACCUUUAAGGAAUAGGUUUAAAAUAGAACUUACUUAGCUUUAAGUACAUAUAUGUUAUUCAGUGCGGUUUUUAUUAUCAUUAAGUAGAGUUCUGACUGCUCGUUCACUGAAAAGAUCGCUCCCAACUAGUACGAUCUCCGAAGUGUACUAGUUCGUUAUUUUAGGAUAUUUAGUACAGUAGCACACCGAGAGAGCGAGAGACAAAUUGUGCAUAUGGCUUACAGUAACGCUCGGCCGUUUUCGCGCGCUCUCGGUCCGAGUCUGUCGGUUUUAAUUCGGUUGCGGUCGGAUCACUCGGAUCGCUUUACUGUCAUUGUCACUUCUCGGCUCUUCGCUCCUUUCGCUCUCAUUCUGUUGGCGUGUGUGAGUGUUCCAAAUGUACUAGAGAGCAGAAUCAUUUGGGAGUAGUUCGGUCUAGUACAGUGCAGGGAAUCGUGUAUUUUGUACUAUUAGUACAUGUACUACACAAGCCAAUCAUUGAGGUAUAAAGAUUAGAAGACUAUUUUACUAUUCACAUAAAGGAGAUAGAGUAGGUUUACACACAGAUAUAGGAAGGAAGAAGAUGGCACAUAUCGGGUAAUUUGUAUUGAAUAAGCCUGUCGCAC
Messenger RNA from Leguminivora glycinivorella, 2949 nucleotides. RefSeq lists its product as uncharacterized. Gene Ontology annotation, cellular component: cytoplasm; nucleus; post-mRNA release spliceosomal complex. Gene Ontology annotation, molecular function: mRNA binding. Gene Ontology annotation, biological process: regulation of mRNA stability involved in response to oxidative stress. Bases 129 to 2288 code for a protein of 719 amino acids. Lineage: Eukaryota; Metazoa; Arthropoda; Insecta; Lepidoptera; Tortricidae. The transcript has 9 exons. The record is from RefSeq and is a predicted model, not a curated record.